AUGAUUCAUGGUCCAUGUGGUACUGACCACCGCACCGACUUCCUGUGCUGGGACUCUGCAAAGGGGCACUGCAACAAGUUCUACCCCAAGCCUGCCUGCCAAACCACCCACGUGGACGAGAGGGGGUUCGUCCAAUACAAACGAGACUACACAAACGAAGGCUUUAUCACAUCACGGAGGAGACAGAUCAAAGUGCAUGAUGGCUGGGUCGUUCCGUACAAUUCCGCAUUACUGCUCAAAUACGAGGCGCACAUAAACUUGGAGCUUGCUUCUACUCGUCGCGUAAUCAAGUACCUCUUUAAGUACCUCAUGAAAGGCGGUUCUCUCCAGAACGUAACCGUCACUCCCCUGGGGAAACAAGAGGAUGAGGUCGAGCAUUACGUGACGAAGAGAAUGGUGGGUGCCAGCGACGCAUGCUGGCGUCUUCUCGACUUUCCUGUGUCAAAGCUCGAGCCCACCGUUGAGUGUCUUCCCGUGCAUUUAGAGGGCAAACAAAGUGUUGUCUUUCGGCCGAGACAGCUCUCUGAUGCAGUCACUCAAGCAAGCUCCAAGCUUAUGGUCUACUUCAAUCGCCCGCACCAUGAAACUUUUGACAAUGUCACGUACCAGACAUUUUACGAGAAGUUCAUGGUGCACACUAAGCGCCCACGUACUGCGGAAUUGUACGAACACCCCGAUGGGCAUCACUUUGUAACGACUCGCCAGCGUGGUGAGAAGGUAUGUAGGUUGAUGUGGGUCUCUCCCAACCGAGGAGAACAAUACUACCUUCGUAUUCUACUUAUGUCUACACCUUGCCAUGGUUACGUUGAUCUUCUGGCUCGUGGCGGUCCUGGUUGCCGGACGUUUCAGGACGUAGCCCGCAAUCUCGGCCUGGUGGAAGACGAAGAAGAAUACAAUCACGCGCUGCGCGAGGCAUCUACGUUUAUGACUGGACCUAGGCUCCGUUCCUUCUUCGUGAUCCUCUGCAACAUGGGAGCUCCCGCUGCUCUUCUGUGGGAGUCUUUCAAGAACCACCUUAGCGAGGAUCACUUAGAAAGGAACCCUCUCGACCCUGAACUGGCGGUGAAACUUACCUUGAUAGACAUCGAUCGGAGCCUCCGCCAGCAGGGAUCGUGCUUGAAAGAUCAUGGACUCCCCUACGUCGAGGAUGACACGACUGAGUUAGGUAGAGAGCUACUCAACUACGGCGAGAACCUCCAGCGAACCAUCGUUGAGGACUGGGUGCCCAAACUCUCCCCAGACCAGCGCCGUGUGUUUGAGUACGUUCGCUCUCUGCUUCUCAACCCCCGUGACCGACGCACUUCUAGAAUCAUAUUUCUGGACGGUCCCGGGGGUUAUGGGAAGACCUCUCUGAUUCGUGUCAUCCUUGCGUAUGUCCGUGGUUGUCGACAGGUUGCACUCGCCGUGGCUAGCUCAGGGAUUGCUGCAAGGAACAUGGCUGGAGGAACAACAGCACAUAGCAUGUUCCGACUCCCUCUAGACCUAGGUCACGGCACAGUAUCCCUUGGUCUCAAGCAGGAUCGAUCCUCUACUACCGACCCUGGCAGGCCUUGGCCUCUGGGAGAGGUGGACUCGGAUUUUGGCAGCGAUCGGCCUGUGGUAGUUCCUGAUCUCUCGAAGCGUUCGCUCUCUGGCAGGUUUUGGUGUCAGGGAGCUCUCAGCUUCUAG
This is a messenger RNA of Homalodisca vitripennis (glassy-winged sharpshooter), 1668 nucleotides long. RefSeq lists its product as uncharacterized. The record is from RefSeq and is a predicted model, not a curated record. Gene Ontology annotation, molecular function: DNA helicase activity. NCBI's taxonomy places the organism in Eukaryota, Metazoa, Arthropoda, Insecta, Hemiptera, Cicadellidae. Gene Ontology annotation, biological process: telomere maintenance; DNA repair. The coding region runs from base 1 to 1668 and encodes 555 amino acids. The transcript has 2 exons.